AAAUCCCCUCUACACAUUUUACGGAAUACAACAAUCUGGUGAGCACGUACAGUUAAAAAGUGCUCACUUCUGUAUUAAGCAUCUGAUAUAUUUAACAACAAAAGGACAUUUAUAUGUAAGAGAUAUAUAAGGACUUGGACUUAGACCUAAAGUCGGAGAUACAUUUUCUGAUACUCCCACCCUCUGAAACUACGUACGUUACUCUUUCUCGGCAACCCUGUACACUUAUUCGUACAACGGUUUCAGUAAAACCUCUUUCUCUCUUUAAAUCCAACGCGUGCUAAUACUCGACAGUUAACGAGCGAUACUGACGCGGGACAGGAGGCCGCACUUGGACGACUUACAGCCUGUCCUUUUAUUAAUUGUUGUGAUUUUUUAAAAAGUUUACGGUUUUUUUUUAUUUUAUAUAUAUCUGUUUUGGUUUUGUUUGUUACAAAUCAAGAGCCAUGAGACUUACCGCCAUAUUUGUAUUUAUCUCCACGAUGUUAGCAACCGCAAUGGCGAUACCUUAUGACUACAAUUCAUUUUUCUCGGAUUUCGGUCCGUACUAUCGUGCCGUAUCCCCAAUGAGAGAUCCAAGAUCUAAUACAGGACCUGUUGUAUUUCCACCAGGCCCGCCGUCAGAGCGCAUAGAAUCAAGCGGCGUAAUAGUCGGAGCCAGUGGCUUUGGAUUCGUGCCACCAAACUCAGGUUUCUGGGCAUAUUACUUCUAAGAAAAGACUUCAGAGCGCACAAUCAUCGAAGGUGAACUUACAAUAACUCUAAAAAAAGUACAGUCGACUACCCGUUAUAAGCCUGGUCUGGGAUUUAGGGAAACUUUCUUCAGAAAUUUUUCCUAUUCCUACUUUGAAAUUUCACCGCAGGCCUAUAAGAGGCUGCCUGAAAAUUUCAAAAGAACGACCAAGGGGAAGUUGGUUUCGACUCAGUAACCGCCGAUUUAGGGAAAGAGGCUCAGGCCAGGCUUAUAACGGGUAGUCGACUGUACAUAUUUUCCAUUGAAAUAAAUGAAAUGAAUAAUUCUGCUUCGUCAUCUUGGAUACUACUUUACAGAUAUUAAGUAACGCGUUUUAUCUCAGACGACGAGACACUGGUGUUUUCUUAUAAUAAUAAAUAUUAUGGAUUAUGAUAAAUCAAUUAAACCACAGCCACGGCAUUUUCAUUGCCUAUUAAAACAGUCAUGUGAUUAUUAAGCUAUCCCAUUAAAUAUGAUCCUUAGGAUACUUUAAUGACGCAAUGGACAGUUUUAUUCAAUAAUGAUUUAAAGAGCUGUAUCACAAUAUAUGUAUAUGUAUUGUAUAUAUACAUAUAGAUUGAGUGACGGGAAAUUGUGCUAAAGUUAAUACAAGAAAUGUAUGACCUUCGAUGCUAUGAAGAGAAAUCAGUCCUGGUUAUGUUAAAUGUUCCAAUCAAUUUAUUCACUUGGAACUUUUAUCAUACCAUUAAAUUCAAUAAAUAUAUGUAUAUAUUUAUAUUUAUAUAUGUUUAUUUAUUUUUUUUGCUGACAGAUAAUACGAUUAAGUAAUGAUCUAAUCUCAUUAUCAUUGUCAGAGUCCAGACAUAAACUCUGUAAAGAGAUUAUGUUUUUUUUUUUAAUUAUUAAUAAAUAUAUGAGUAUAUUCAUUGUCAAUAUUCUGCAUGAGUCAGCGAAAUUAGGGAGUACGAGUCAAUGAACUGGGUGUUAAAAAAUUGAAUUAAAAAAAAAGACGAUGGAUUUAUUUAUUAUAUAUUUUAUAGUUUAAUUAUAGACAGUAAUUAUUUAUUUUUUAUUACAAAAUUUAUUAUAGAAAAUAUUUUAUUAUUUUUGUAAUUUUUAAAAAUUUUGAAUUUAGCGAUAUUGUGACACUAAUAUAUUUGUAAAAAAAAUACUUACAUAAGAAAAAAAAUAAAGAUGAAAAUAUUUUCGA
Microplitis mediator is the source of this 1904-nucleotide messenger RNA. RefSeq lists its product as uncharacterized. The transcript has 4 exons. NCBI's taxonomy places the organism in Eukaryota, Metazoa, Arthropoda, Insecta, Hymenoptera, Braconidae. The record is from RefSeq and is a predicted model, not a curated record. The coding region runs from base 447 to 713 and encodes 88 amino acids.